This is a messenger RNA of Papaver somniferum (opium poppy), 1707 nucleotides long. Its product is annotated as O-acyltransferase WSD1-like. Gene Ontology annotation, molecular function: diacylglycerol O-acyltransferase activity; long-chain-alcohol O-fatty-acyltransferase activity. Bases 1 to 1707 code for a protein of 568 amino acids. Gene Ontology annotation, cellular component: plasma membrane. The transcript is spliced from 9 exons. Gene Ontology annotation, biological process: triglyceride biosynthetic process. The record is from RefSeq and is a predicted model, not a curated record. Lineage: Eukaryota; Viridiplantae; Streptophyta; Magnoliopsida; Ranunculales; Papaveraceae.
AUGGAUGGAGAAGCCUCGGAAGCUUCAAUUUUCAGUCGGUCGGUGGCUGUACUUGGUAUGAACCUGGAUUUGUCAGUUCCUGAAUCCUGCAUGGCUGAUCUUGCUAGGUAUAACAAGAGCAGUCAAAGAUGCCAGCCAGGUGCUGCAACCAUGGAUAAUGUUGUUGAAGGGUUAGGCUUGACGAAGAGAUCUUUGAAAGCAAUUACUACUACAAAGAAGAAGGAUGGGGAUGGGGAUAAUAGCACUAAGAUAGGUAGUGUUGAUUUAGAAGAACCUUUAAGUCCAUCAGCCCGGUUACUUCAUGAACCACAUUUCAAUCUCUAUAUAAUUGCGAUUAUAGGUUGUAAAACAAAAAUUAAUCCUACCGUUGUCAAAGAUGGGUUGGUUCAUACAUUACUUAAACACCCUCGCUUCUGCAGUUUACAGGUGGAAGUCGGAGAAAAAGGAGGGAAAAUGAAAUGGGUACCAACAGAGGUUAAUUUAGAAAAUCAUGUUAUAGUACCAAAAAUUUACCCUGAAAUGGAUUUACAAUCACCUGAUAAAUCUGUUGAAGAUUACAUAUCAGAUCUUAGCAAAACCGAGAUUGAUAUGUCAAAACCACUGUGGGAGCUUCAUCUCCUCAAUAUCAAAACUGCUGAUGCCGAAGCAGUCGGGAUAUUUAAAAUCCACCAUUCUCUAGGCGAUGGGACUUCACUUGUGUCUCUUCUACUGGCUUGUACUAGGCAAACCGCUGAUCCAAAUGCGUUACCGACGAUUCCGGUGACAAAAACGACUUCAGUCAGGUCAUCAGGAAAUAAUACAGGGAUUAGUUGGAUAUUCAUGGCUAUUUGGGGUUUUCUUCUACUGGCUUGGAAUACUCUAGUGGAUAUUUUUAUGUUUUUUGCAACUACGAUGUUUAUAAAGGAUACAGAGACACCUCUCAAAGGCGCUCCGGGGGUUGAGUUUGCACCGAAAAGGUUUGUUCACCGGAGUGUUAGCCUUGAUGAUAUCAAAUUGGUGAAGAAUGCAAUGAAUACGACAAUCAAUGAUGUUGUUUUGGGGGUUACAACUGCUGGUCUUUCACGUUAUCUGAACAGGAGAUACGGGGAGGAUACUGAAAAUGAUGUUGGAGCAACCGAGAACAGAAAUAAUCUUCCAAAAAAUAUACGUCUCAGAUCUACUCUACUGGUGAACAUUAGACCUUCAAGUGGAAUUCAGGCAUUAUCGGACAUGAUGGAAGAGAAGGCAGAAGCCAAAUGGGGCAACUGGAUUGGCUACGUUUUAUUCCCUUUCACCAUUGCCUUAAGAGAUGAUCCAUUAGAUUAUGUUCGCCAAGCGAAACUUGUGAUUGAUCGAAAAAAGAAUUCGUAUGAAGCUCUUUACACGUUUGUUAUCGCUGAAAUAGUACUGAAGUUAUUUGGCAUUAAGGCGUCAGCUGCUCUAACGCACAGAAUUCUCACUCACACAACGAUGUCGUUCUCGAAUGUGGUUGGACCUUUAGAAGAAAUUGGUUUUUAUGGACACCAGAUGUCUUACAUAGCUCCUUCUGUUUUUGGGCAUCCACAUGCUUUUACGAUCAAUUACCAAAGUUAUGUGAACAAGAUGACCAUAGUUCUUGCAGUUGAUAAAAAGGCAGUUCCUGAUCCUCACAAACUUUGCGAUGAUUUAGAAGAAUCUCUAAAACUCAUCAAGGAUGCUGUUGUAGCCAAAUAUAAAGACGGGAAAUGA